ACUUUAUUAAGCGAAAACGUAAACAGUAGAUGAUGAGUAAGUUAUGACUAUGGCUAUUCUAUACUCAUUCUGUAAUAGUACUGACACUAUACUAUAGUGUAACUGUUAAACUUUGUGACGUAGUGUUGACAACUUACUUUAGAUCAAGAAUAGAUAGAUCUAUAGAACCGUGGUGUCUUGGUUGAUCAAUCCAGAAUGAGUGAAGAAAUGCAUAAACAUGAGAAGAAUAUAUCAUCCAUGCCUACUGGUAGGAACGAAAGCCGACCAAAACUUAAAACUGCAGUUUCUAAAUGGUAUUCAGGAUUGUUAAAAAGGCCGAUUGAUAGAAGUGCUGAGGAUGUUAAUCGAGCUUUUGCCCACUUAAAAGAUCUAAAUGUUAUGGAAAAAUUCAAUUCAACUCUUCUUCAGCAAAUGUGCUGCUAUGCACAUUAUGAUAAAAUUGAAGAGAAUGUGAUUGUGAUUCGCCAAGGGGAACAUGGUACAAAUUGGUAUUUUGUUUUGUCUGGUACUUUGUCUGUGUUUCUAAUGGAAAACAGCAAAUUGAAGUCAAGCCAGCCUCUGUGUACCUUGUUGCCUGCUUCAUCAUUUGGGGAAGGAAUUUUGACCCAAGAUCCUCACCAGAUGACUGUGGUCACAAGCUCUGUCACAGAACUUUUAUGGUUUGAUUUAAAAGAUGUCAAAGUUUUGUGGGAGAGAAAUAAAGAACUAAUGGAGUCUGCGUUUACAGCCUUAGCAAACCUGCCUAAUCUGAGUGAUGACAUGAGAAGAAUUCAGACAGGAAAGGACCUUGACCUCCAGGAAAUUGUACCCAACCCUGCUGCACCUAUAUCUUUGGAACCAUCGUCAAAAAUGUCACAUGCUUCAUGGGUUCUGCGGACUGUUUUAAUGAUCAAGUAUCCUCAUAUGAUACGUGAUAGAAAGUAUCACCUCCGCACAUACAAAAGGUGUAUGGUAGGAUCAGAAAUGGUGGAUUGGAUAAUGAGCAUCUUCCCACGAGUGGAUUGUAGAGAGCUGGCUGUUGGAAUGUUUCAAGCUCUUUUAGAGGAUGGAGCUUUGCUUCAUGUUUGUAAACAGCAUCCAUUCCUGGACAAAUACCUGUUUUAUAGAUUCCUUGAAGAUGAAGAAGGAUCUGCUUAUGUCCCAAAUGAAUUGGACCUAGAUAGAGCAGAAGAUGAUCUUUUUGAUGUUCUGUCUUUUUUGGCACAAGUCAGUCCUGACGCAUCAAUGAGGAUGAUCUUGCGUAAAAUGCCAGAAGAACGCACCCAGGAUGAAAUAGGAAUAAUUUAUGAGGAGCUGCUGCAAAUCAAACCACUUCAACAUCUUUCCUACACAGUCAAAAGGGAGCUGGCCAGUUGCAUUAUGUUUGAAGCUCAUUCAAAAGCUGGUGCUGUGUUGUUUAAUCAAGGAGAUGAAGGUCGCUCAUGGUACAUCAUACUUAAAGGAUCUGUUAAUGUUUCUAUUUAUGGAAAGGGUGUGGUUUGUGUACUGGGAGAAGCAGAUGAUUUUGGCAAGUUGGCCUUAAUGAAUGACGCUCCACGAGCGGCUACAAUUGCUCUUGCUGAGGAUAACUGUCAUUUUCUGCGUGUUGACAAAGAUGACUUUAACAGAAUACUCAGAGAUGUUGAGGCUAAUACAGUACGACUGAAAGAGCAUGGACAAGAUGUUCUUGUUCUUGAAAAAAUACCAGUGGCUGUGAACAUGAAUGGUUCAUUUCAUUCAGAAUACAAAUACUCAGUGAUGGCUGGGACACCAGAGAAAGUUCUGGAAUAUCUUCUAGAAACCAGAAGUGAACAAAAGAAGGAUCCUCAAGUUAUAGACAUGUUCCUGGAUGAUUUUUUACUUACACAUUCCAUUUUUUUCCCUGAUGAUAAAUUGUGUUCAGCCCUCUUAAGCUACUACCACUCUGAUAGCAAGAGAAAAGACAACCAAGAUGAUGGUGACUUUGUCCAGUCACAGAAAAAGUGUGUCCUCCAGUUUGUCCUGGCCUGGCAUGACACUGAGCCAGAUAAAUUUCAUGGAUCAACUUUUGUUGGGGAUUUUCUUGAGACCCUGACCAGAUCUGUCUAUCAAGACUGUGUAGCUCAUUCAAGUCUCAUACCUGAUCACGAGGCUCUGCUGGCAAUCACCAACAUCAGAAAGAAUUCUGUGAGUGGCAAGCCAGCCAAGAAAAAGUCUUUGUUUAUGAGUAGAAAAGGUCAAGCAAAGUCAGCUUUAAAUGAAAAUGAUGUUGAGAAAAAAAGUGUUAUUAAGCCAACAGAUGAAUAUAUAUUUAAAGUGUACUGUGCUGAUCACACAUACACAACUAUCAGAUUACCCAUCAACUCCACUGUUAAGGAUAUUGUACUCAGUGCAAGGGACAAAUUGUGUUUAGGUCAUGACCCUGUGCUGUGUGAAGUGAAAUCAAAUGGAGAACGCAUAGUUUUCAAAGAGAAGGACCGCUGCAUCAUGAUGUCACUUAGUUUAAAUGGCCGACUUUUUAUUGCCCCUAGAGAACAUUUAGAUGCUUUGACACCAGUCCCUGAGCAAGAAGGCCCAACCUCCAGCACUGCAGUCAUGCUAGAAUUAAUGAGCACCAAAGAAUUGGCUUACCAAAUUACUUUGUAUGACUGGGAACUGUUUACUGCUGUCCAUGAGCAAGAGAUGCUGACUAAAGUUUUUGGGCUGACUGUGUUUCCUGAAGGAAUCUCAGCCAAUCUGGAACAACUUCUGAAAAGAUUUGAACAGCUUCAGUACUGGGUGGUGACAGAGAUGGUACUAGUCACUAAUCUAGGAAAGAGGGUCCAGAUACUCAGAAAGUUUAUCAAACUCGCUCAACAUUGCAAGGAGAUGAACAACUUCCAUGCAUUUUUUGCUAUAACCAUGGGGUUGGGUCACCUAGCAGUCAGCAGACUUUCACAGACAUGGGAGAAACUACCUGGCAAAGCAAAGAAAAUGUUCUCAGAAUUUGAAACAUUUAUGGAGCCUGCACGCAAUCACAGGUGCUACAGACUGGCUGUCAGCAAACUAUCUAGUCCAAUCAUACCAUUUAUGCCGCUGCUAAUUAAAGAUAUGACAUUUACAAAUGAAGGAAAUAAAACAUACUAUGAUAACAUGGUCAACUUUGAGAAAAUGCACAUGAUAGCACAGACUUUGAGGACAGUCAAAUUUUGUAGACAGAAUCAAAUUGAACCUGAGCCACCUGAGUCAAUGAAGGCAUCAGCAGAUAUUAAGUCCUAUAUCAGAAACCUGCAUGUCAUUGAUAAUCAGAGGAUUCUCACUAACUUAUCCCAUAAAUGUGAACCAAGAAAAGGAUAAAUGCUCUGAGAUACAUUUCUGGAAAAAUUGUUGAUUUGGGAGAAAUCUCAAAAACUUUCUGCAAAAUCUUUGCUGGCCCUAUUUGUUAAAACACCAAGCUAAUAAGGACUUAGCUUUAGUUGGUUAUAGAAGUUGGGAUGUAAACUACAUCUGGCUUACUUCUUCUUAAUGUAAUUAUUACCAUCAUUUUAAAUAUGUACUGUAUUACGGAGAGAUGUUUAUGGUGCACUAUCAAUUUACUCUGUCUACAUUAACAUGAAACUUGAUAAGUUAUUGUGUUCGUGAUUGUGUUUAAUAGCUAAGUACAUUCAUUAACUUGCACUGAAUAAAAUAUCAAGAAUUUGAUUCUAUAAGAAGUUACAGUAAGAGGCACUAUGAGGAGAACAUGGAGAAUUUUAGGCCUAUUUUAAGAUACAGAAUGUGAGCUACUUAUUGACCAUGAAGUAGUAUUGAAAAGAGAGAAUGUGCGAGGGAAGCUGUAAACACAUGAUACCAAGACAAAGUUUAAAGUUUGUGAAAAGUUUUGUUUUAUCUAGGCCUAUAAGAUGGGGUUAGGUCCAAUCUUGUCUCCAAAAGUCAUGGCUUAGAGUUCAUCUUUUCUCUUUUCCUUUAUAUUGUUAUUUUAAUUGUCAUACAAAUGGAGAUUAAUCUCAGUUCUUACAAAUUGAUGUAUAACCUGCUUUGUUAUUUACCAACUAAUACUAGAAGUUGAUGUAUAACCUGCUUUGUUAUUUACCAACUAAUACUAGAAGUUGAUUUAUAACCUGCUUUGUUAUUUAACAAUACUAGAAGUUGAUGUAUAACCUUCUUUGUUAUUUACCAACUAAUACUAUUGAUUUCAUUAUCAUUGAAUAAUGAUUUUUUUAAAAAAAAUGUGUUUGUUUUUAAUUCAAAG
Physella acuta is the source of this 4189-nucleotide messenger RNA. RefSeq names its product rap guanine nucleotide exchange factor 4. Gene Ontology annotation, cellular component: plasma membrane. Gene Ontology annotation, molecular function: guanyl-nucleotide exchange factor activity. Lineage: Eukaryota; Metazoa; Mollusca; Gastropoda; Physidae. The record is from RefSeq and is a predicted model, not a curated record. Gene Ontology annotation, biological process: Ras protein signal transduction.